AUGGACAACGAGGCCAAUACGACAACCGAUGCCGCAAGUGAUCUCAAUCCAAACGGCUUCAUCACUAACCGCGAGCUCGGCGGCGAGCGACGUUCCAUCCGCCACUAUAAUGAUGGUCGAGUAUCCGGGCGCGGUAGGAGUGUUGAGGGUAGCCUUCGAACAAGGAUGCAGAAGAAGUACACAAGGGCCGGAGGUCGCGGCAGACCUCCCACCUCUCACCCCUGCGGCCUGAGCGGUGGAUCUACUCCAACUGUUGCGUCCGGUCCAUCUGAUAUCGCUGAUAUCACUGCUGCCAUGGCCAAGCUCAAUGUUGACCAUCCCACUAGCCUUAAGGUAAAGAAACUCGGCAAGAAGUUGAAGCUUGAUGCCGAUUCGGGGAUUGAGACUGUGGCUCUGCGAAAGGUCGCUUUUUCAUCUACGGCUAGUGUGGCUUCCUCUACGGGCAGCACUGGCAGCAGAAGUUCUGUCAAUGCUAGGAUUGCGGAGAUUGAAAGUCGAGUAAAGAAGCACAUUAAGACCCAGCUCCAUUCUAUUACAGAGGAAGAGGAAGAGGAAGAAUAA
Molecule: messenger RNA, 561 nt
Organism: Penicillium verrucosum
Lineage: Eukaryota; Fungi; Ascomycota; Eurotiomycetes; Eurotiales; Aspergillaceae
Exons: 1
Coding region: 1-561 (186 amino acids)
Source: RefSeq, a predicted model, not a curated record